Molecule: messenger RNA, 2636 nt
Organism: Rhipicephalus sanguineus (brown dog tick)
Lineage: Eukaryota; Metazoa; Arthropoda; Arachnida; Ixodida; Ixodidae
Product: elongation of very long chain fatty acids protein 4
Exons: 9
Coding region: 343-1299 (318 amino acids)
Biological process (GO): fatty acid elongation, saturated fatty acid; fatty acid elongation, monounsaturated fatty acid; fatty acid elongation, polyunsaturated fatty acid
Cellular component (GO): endoplasmic reticulum membrane
Molecular function (GO): fatty acid elongase activity
Source: RefSeq, a predicted model, not a curated record
GAUUUGCAAGAUGUCAGCCGCCCGGCCCGGAGCGGCGUGAACCCAACGAUGGGGCCGAUACAAGGAGGACCAUCUGGGUCACCAGGAAGACGGCGAGGAUACCACCACGCCGGGAGAGGACGACGGCGGCCGGAGGUGGUUCCGUGCUCCUCCUCGCCCGUCAACAGUGAAAGUCUGCGCGGCAACUGCCGCUGCUAGUCGACCGGCGGCGGGGCACGUCUUCCUUUCCGACUCUGCAGGACGGCGGCCGCCGCACAACACCGUCGUAUCCAGCGACGACCACCAACACCAAGGAGCAGCACCAGCAGCACAGGGUCCGCUGCCAGCUGACAGGAGCGCACCAUGGAGUUAGCGCAGCAGGCGUCGACCGUGCUGCUCUGGCCCUUCACCAGCUUCUACCAGACGUACCUAUGGUGCACGUCAUUCGCAGAUCGGCGGACAGAGGACUGGCUGCUGGUCAAGUCACCGAUCCCGAUGCUGCUCAUCAUCGCCGCCUACCUGUGCGUAGUUCGGUACGGGCCCCGCAUCAUGGCUUCGAGGCCGCCCUUCCAACUCAAACCCUUUCUCGUCAUCUACAACUUCGCGGUCGCUGGGCUCAACCUGUAUAUCGCCAUAGAGAUAUUGUAUUGCAUAACCAAGCGGAGGUACAGCUGGUUGUGCCAACUGGUUGACUACAGCGACAAUCCGUUAGAGAUCAGGAUAGCGCGUGCACUGUGGUGGUACUACAUGAGCAAGCUGAUCGAGUUGAUGGACACGGUGUUCUUCGUGCUGCGCAAGAAGGACAACCAGCUCACCUACUUGCACGUCUACCACCACUCGACUAUGUUCUUCUUCUGGUGGAUCGGCAUCCGAUGGGUCGCCGGAGGAUCUGCUGCUCCUGGUCCUAGCAUCAACUGCCUCGUGCACGUGCUCAUGUACUCGUACUAUGGCCUAACUGCCUUGGGACCUUCUGUGCAGAAGUACCUCUGGUGGAAGAAGCAUCUCACGCUAAUACAGCUCGUGCAAUUUUGCAUCGGCCUGGGCUUCGGCAUCAAUGCCAUCUUCAGUGGCUGCAAGUUCACGAGAUGGAUGCAAUACGCCUUCAUCGUGUAUGCCUUCUCUUUCCUAGUACUAUUUGGCAACUUCUACAUUCACGCUUACAGGAGCAGGUAUCAAGCCAAGGCAAGCAAAGCAAAGCAGCUUGGGGAGCUGUCCCAAGAGGACAGUGAUUCCAUUGACAAGCAAUACCUCUUGCCCUCGCUGAGCACAAUGUGCUUUCCGGAGGGGGUCAUGGACAGUGACUUCAAGAAGAGGGAUUAGGACAUCGACACAUUGCCUUUGAGAUGGACUUGGUUCCGAUUAUUCCCUGCACCACUCGCAGAGAGCUACAUCAGUUCAACAGUCCCACAUACUGUGCUAGGAUUUCAAAUUAUGGUCUCGCUCAGUGCUGUGUGCGCGGAAGAGCUGUGGCUAAAUGCAUAGCUUGCGUGAUAUACACAUAUGUUACAAUCGUUCAGCCAAUCAGUAGAAUGUGAGGCAGUAUGUGAUAGCAGUGUCCCAGACUUGUUUCUAUGAAGCAUUCUUGUUGGGACAAAUUUUGUUUUGCGAUAGAGGCUUGGAAGUGUUUCACCACAGAAGUACGGCACGUGCUGCUGUGUGUGUUUGUAGCAAACGCAAACAUUGCGUUGUUCUAACACUACCCACGGCAUUGCCGAUGCCUUGCUACAUGUGUUGUAAGCAUGAGCUGCAAGUUUCUUCGUUGCAAGUGCGAUCAUUCAGCAAUAGUGAUUUUCUCAUUGUGGCCUGUUGUAUAUUCUGUUCCCUCUCACAGUUCAGCAGAGCAAGUUCUAAAAUCAAGCUUAACUAAUAAGCCUUAAAGUGCAAGCUUCAACUGCUUUUACACACAUUACCUAUUUACUAAGAGGUUGCACGCACUUUCAGGUGACCGACUGUCACUUAAGGCAUUAACAGCUAUAAAUCCUGCUGACAGGAGCUUGAUCACCAAGACAAUGAUGACGAAUUGUUUGCAAGUGGGAGAAAUACCCGCUCCUGAAUGCGAGAACUGUGCCACAAUGAUAGAUGUGAAGACCGCUCAUUUUAUAACAUCACCACGAUGCUACAGCGGCCCAUGCAUUAACCCUGCAAUGCCCAUGUAGUGCAUAUGAUAAGGUCCGGUUCUAGAAUUCCAAUUCAGAGGACCUUAUUUGAACGUUAUUCAAAAAUUUAUGCAGGGAGCCUUAAUGCACAUAUACCAUCAUAUUCACUUUUCACCACUGCUUAAACCUAGGUGCGGUUCCAAGUUGAGAAUUCAGUACAGCAAGUAAAAUAAGCUGGGCAUUACAGGGUUACAAUGUGCUUGCGCAUCCAUCGGAAGGGUGAACAAAAAAAGAAGUGCAGUUCUCUUGUGCUAGGCAAUAGACUCCACAAUAGUAAUGCUGCCUUGAUAAUAGAAUAAGUUAGAAACCAAUGUUAUGAUAAAUAAAGCCAUAAACUUGCAUAUCGCGUUUUACACCGAACUUACUCCAUAUUUUAAUGCAUGACAGUGGGGUACACAGGAAGGGAAGCAAGGAAAACAUUUUACAACCUUGUCUGCAUAGAGCAUUAGAAAAUGUUCUCAACUACUUCAUGACUGGAAUAAAAUCAAGUUAAUACAAGAA